Messenger RNA from Chara braunii, 1080 nucleotides. The record is from the annotation of a GenBank genome assembly. NCBI's taxonomy places the organism in Eukaryota, Viridiplantae, Streptophyta, Charophyceae, Charales, Characeae.
UUUUCAGAGUCAGAGUUCUCGAGAGGCGCAGUAGUUUUCAGCGUCAGAUUACUCGAGAGGCGCGGCAGAUUUCAGGGUUAGAGUUCUCGAGAGGCGCAGUAGUUUCUCCAGAGGCGCAGCAGUUGUCAGAGUCAGAUUUUUCAGAGGCGCAGCAAUUUUCAGAGUCAGAUUUCUCCAGAGGCGCACCAGUUUUCAGAGUCAGAUUUCUCCUGAGGCGCAACAGUUUUCAGAGUCAGAUUUCUCCAGAGGCGCAGCAAUUUUCAGCGUCAGAUUUCUCCAGAGGCGCAGCAGUUUUCAGCCUCAGAUUUGUCCAAAGGCGCAGCAGUUUUCAGCGUCAGAUUUCUCAAGAGGCGCAGGAGUUUUCAGCAUCAGAUUACUCCAGAGGGACAGUAGUUUUCAGGGUCAGAUUUCUGGAGAUGCGCCGUAGUGUUCAGGGUCAGAUUUCUCGAGAGGCGCGGUGGUUUUCAGGGUCAGAUUUCUCCAGAGGUGCAGUAGUUUUUAUAGUUAGAUUUCUCGAGAGGCGCGGUAGUUUUCAAAGUCAGAUUUCUCCAGAGGCGCAGUAGUUUUCAGAGUCAGAUUACUCUAGAGGCGCAGUAGUUUUCAGAGUUAGAUUAGUCCAAAAGCGCGUAGUUUUCAGAGUCAGAUUACUCCAGAGGCGCAGUAGUUUUCAAAGUCAGAUUACUCCAGAGGCGCAAUAGUUUUCAGAGUCAGAUUACUCCAGAGGCGCAGUAGUUUUCAGCGUUAGAUUACUUCAGAGGCGUAGUAGUUUUCAGCAUCAGAUUACUCGAGAGGCGCAGUAGUUUCAGCGUCACAUUACUCCAGAGGCGCAGUAGUUUUCAGCAUCAGAUUACUCCAGAGGCGCAGUAGUUUCAGCGUCAGAUUACUCCAGAGGCGCAGUAGUUUCAGCGUCAGAUUACUCCAGAGGCGGAGUAGUUUUCAGCGCUAGAUUUCUCCAGAGGCGCGGUAGUUUUUAGUGUCAUAUUUGUCGAGAGGCGCGGUAGUUUUCAGCGUCAGAUUUCUCGAGAGGCGCGGUAGUUUUCAGCGUCAGAUUUCUUGAGAGGCGCGGUAGUUUUCAGCGUC